AUGAAGUUCAGUCGCCGAUUAGUUCUUCUUAAAAAAGUUAAACUAUUGAAAUUGUUGGCAUUAGAAAAUGAAAAAAAUAAUAGGAAAUAUAAAAAAAGAUUCUGGAUACGCCAAAUUUACCAAGAACGAAAGCAGAAGGGGGAGUUUCAUUUACUGAUACAGGAUUUGAAGCUAUAUGAUCAUCAACUGUUUUUCCAAUACUUUCGUAUGUCUCCUUCUGAUUUGGAAACGUUACUGUCUUGGGUAGCUCCCCUUGUUGUAAAGAAAGAAACAAGAAUGCGAGAAUCGAUCAAACCAAGUGAAAGAUUAUGUGUUACUAUGAGAUACUUAGUUACUGGAGAUGCACAAGUGACUAUUGCCUCAAACUUUCGAAUGAGCCCAACUGUUGUAGGAAGGAUUAUCCCCGAAACAUGUAGGGCCAUAUGGGAUGCUCUAUCUGACAAAAACUAUCUUAAACCUCCAAACUCCCCAGAAGAAUGGCAACAUGUAGCUCAGGAAUUUUAUAAAAAAUGGAACUUUCCAAAUUGCUUAGGGGCAAUCGAUGGAAAGCAUGUUGUGAUGCAGGCCCCAGCAAGAUCAGGUUCAGCAUUCUUUAAUUAUAAAAAGCAACACAGUAUUGUGCUUAUGGCAGUGUGCAGUGCACUUUAUAAAUUUCUAAUGGUAGAUAUUGGAGAUACAGGAAGACAAAGUGAUGGUAGUGUGUAUGGGAACAGCAAUCUUGGCUAUAGCAUUGAGAAUAAUCUACUUAAUAUUCCAAAAGCAUCAAAACUACCACAGUCAAAUCGUGUGUUGCCUUUUACUUUCAUAGGUGAUGAUGCUUUUGGACUGAAACCUCACAUGAUGAAACCGUACCCACUUCAAAACUUGGCAAAAGAAAAGCGAGUAUUCAACUAUAGGCUCUCAAGAGCGCGGCGAGUAGUAGAAAAUGUAUUUGGAAUUGCUGCAAGCCGCUUUCGAAUUCUUCGCCGACCCAUCAUAAGUAAAGUCGACAAAGUUGUAUUAAUAACUAAAGCAGUGGUGGCAUUACACAACUACUUAAUGACUGUUUCCAAUGCAAAUGAUACUUAUAAUUACUGCCCAGAAAACUAUGUUGAUAGAGGAAGCCAAAACAAUAUUAUUCCAGGUGAAUGGAGAAAAGACUCUGAAAGUAUCAGUGGUAUUCAGGACUUAACAAAUUGUAGUUCAAACAAUUAUUCAAAACAGGCAGCCUUAAUUCGGGAUGAAUUUAAAUGCUAUUUCAACAAUGAAGGAGCAGUAGAAUGGCAGUGGGAUAUUGUCAAUAGUACAGGACAAAAUAAAAACUGA
Hydractinia symbiolongicarpus is the source of this 1305-nucleotide messenger RNA. RefSeq lists its product as uncharacterized. Bases 1 to 1305 code for a protein of 434 amino acids. The transcript has a single exon. NCBI's taxonomy places the organism in Eukaryota, Metazoa, Cnidaria, Hydrozoa, Anthoathecata, Hydractiniidae. The record is from RefSeq and is a predicted model, not a curated record.